This is a messenger RNA of Cynara cardunculus var. scolymus (artichoke), 2045 nucleotides long. Its product is annotated as probable indole-3-acetic acid-amido synthetase GH3.1. The record is from RefSeq and is a predicted model, not a curated record. Gene Ontology annotation, cellular component: cytoplasm. Gene Ontology annotation, molecular function: acid-amino acid ligase activity. The transcript has 3 exons. The coding region runs from base 32 to 1891 and encodes 619 amino acids. NCBI's taxonomy places the organism in Eukaryota, Viridiplantae, Streptophyta, Magnoliopsida, Asterales, Asteraceae.
UUUAAAUUCCUUACUAUCUCUCUGAUUAAUCAUGGCCGUUGAUUCAUCGACGUCGUCAUCCCUCGGCCCGCCGGCCACCGAGAAAGAUGCAAAGGCUCUUCAGUUUAUAGAAGAGAUGACUAAGAACUGUGAUUCGGUUCAGGAGAAUGUUUUGAGUCAAAUUCUGACCCAAAAUGCUGACGCUGAAUACCUCAAAAAAUGGAACCUUGGUGGCGGCGGCGCUGUCAAUCGGAAAACUUUCAAGUCAAAAGUUCCGGUCGUCUCUUAUGAGGAUCUCCAUCCCUACAUCCAACGUAUCGUCAAUGGCGAUCGUUCUCCCAUCCUCUCCACUCGCCCCAUUUCCGAAUUCCUUACUAGUUCUGGGACAUCAGCUGGAGAAAGAAAGCUCAUGCCCACCAUUGCUGACGAGAUGGAUCGCAGACAGAAGCUUUAUAGUCUUCUCAUGCCUGUCAUGAACUUGUACGUGCCGGGGUUGGACAAAGGGAAGGGACUGUACUUCCUAUUCAUCAAAGCCGAGACCAAAACCCCAAGCGGUUUAGUAGCUCGACCGGUUCUUACCAGUUACUAUAAAAGCCAACAAUUCAAAACCCGGCCCUACGAUCCCUACAACGUUUACACCAGUCCCAAUGAAACCAUCCUCUGUGUCGAUUCCUUUCAAAGCAUGUACUCUCAAAUGCUCUGUGGUCUUAUAUAUCAUCAACAAGUCCUCCGUUGUGGGGCGGUUUUUGCUUCCGGUCUAGUUCGGGCCAUUAAGUUCCUCACGUUAAACUGGAAACAACUCGCCCUAGAUAUUCAAACCGGAUGUUUGAACCCCAAAAUCACCGAUCCGGAUAUUCGUGCAUGCAUGUCCAACAUUCUGAAGCCUGACCCGGACCUCGCCCGGUUUAUUACGGUUCAGUGUUGUGAAGGGAACUGGGAAGGGAUUAUAACCCGGGUUUGGCCCAACACCAAGUACCUUGACGUCAUCGUGACGGGUGCCAUGGCUCAGUACAUUCCUAUUCUGGAUUUUUACAGCGGUAAUUUACCUCAAACUUGUACGAUGUAUGCCUCCUCUGAGUGUUACUUUGGAUUAAAUUUAACCCCCAUGGUGAAACCGUCGGAGGUUUCAUAUACCAUCAUGCCAAACAUGGGUUAUUUUGAGUUCAUCCCACAUAACUCGGUUGACUCGGUGUCUGACUCGGUUGACUCGGUGUCCCACUCGGUUGAUUCGCCACCUCAACUCAUUGAGCUAGCUGACGUCGAACUCGGAAAGGAGUAUGAACUCGUCAUUUCGACCUACUCGGGUCUUUGUCGAUACCGGGUCGGAGACAUUCUCCGGGUCACGGGUUUCCACAAUUCGGCCCCGCAAUUCAAGUUCAUCAGAAGGAAGAAUGUUUUACUAAGUAUUGAAUCCGAUAAAACCGAUGAAACUGAGUUGCAAAACGCCAUUGAAAAGGCUUCCGAGCUUUUAAAGGAAUUUAACACUGCGGUUGUGGAGUACACGAGCUACGGAGACACGAAAACAAUACCGGGCCAUUACGUUAUUUACUGGGAGUUGUUGGUGAAAGAUCCGAGUCACGGACCCGGUUCAGAGGUGUUGGAUCAGUGUUGUUUGGCGAUGGAGGAGUCUUUGAAUUCGGUUUAUCGACAGAGCCGGGUUGCAGAUAAUUCCAUUGGUCCGUUGGAGAUCCGGGUCGUGAAAAACGGAACCUUUGAGGAGUUAAUGGAUUACGCCAUCUCGCGAGGUGCAUCCAUUAACCAGUAUAAAGUUCCAAGGUGUGUCAGUUUCACACCGAUCAUGGAACUUCUAGAUUCUAGGGUCGUAUCGACCCACUUUAGCCCAAGUGCACCACAUUGGGUUCCAGACCAACGUUUCAAAGACAUCAACUUUGUUAGCAACAAAUCAAAAUGAAAUUAGAACAAAGAUUUGGUCGAUCACGUAAAACAUGCUUCUGUGACGUAGGUUCUGAGAAUGAAGGGUAUAAUGUGUAAUUUCAGAAAGUAAAGGGUGUAUUGUGCAGGUUUAGAAAGUCAUGUACCAAUAAUGUAAUUGUUGAAAUGAUGAU